AUGGAGGAGUUCGGCACGGGGGCGGUGCUCGGCGGGCAGCUGGGCGAGCACGCGGUGGCCCGCCAGACGACGGUGACGCCGGGGCUGCGCUACCGCAACCUGGGCAAGAGCGGCCUGCGCGUCUCCAACGUGGGGCUCGGCACCUGGGUGACGUUCAGCUCCGGCGUGACAGAGGAGGCGGCAGAGCAGAUCGUGCUGCUCGCCUACGACUCUGGCAUAAACGUGUUCGACCUGUCCGAGGCGUACAGCGGGCCGCGCGCCGAGCUGGAGCUGGGGCGCAUCCUCCAGCGGCACGGCUGGAAGCGCUCCUCCUACAUCGUCACCACCAAGAUCUACUGGAACACCAAGUCUGACGAGCGCGGCCUGUCCCGGAAGCACGUGAUCGAGUCCGUGAAGGCGUCUCUGCAGCGGCUGCAGCUCACCUAUAUAGACGUCGUCAUCGUGCACAAGGCCGACCCCAUGUGCCCCAUGGAAGAGGUGGUGCGCGCCAUGAACCACGUGAUCAGCCAGGGCUGGGCCAUGUACUGGGGCACGGCGCGCUGGACGCCCGUAGAGGUUAUGGAGGCCUACACCAACUGCCGGCAGUUCAACUGCGUCACGCCCAUCUGCGAGCAGGCCGAGUACCACAUGUUCUGCCGCGACAAGACCGAGCUCUACAUGCCCGAGCUCUACAACAAGAUAGGGGUGGGCCUGAUGGCGUGGUCCCCUCUCACCAUGGGGCUGGUGUCUGGCAAGGUGGACGACAGCGGCAUGCCUCUCUUCACUAGGCCCUCUUUCAAGAACAAGUACUCCUCCUUCAGCUGGACAGAGGACGAGACGCAGAAAGAGGGCUUCACGUGGGUCAAGGACCGCAGUGGAGGCGGCGGGGGCGGAGGCGGGGGCGGAGGCGACGACACGCCCCGCGAGCCCGCCCCACCGGCGCGGCGGCCGCAGCAGGAGAAGGUGCGGGACGUGGCGCAGCUGGCGGAGCGGCUGGGCUGCUCGGUGCAGCAGCUGGCCAUCGCGUGGGGGCUCAAGAACGAGAGCGUCCAGUGCCUGCUGCUGGGCGCCGCCUCCGCCGACCAGCUCUACGAGAGCAUACAGUCCCUCCAGCUGGUGCCAAAGCUGACCAGCAGCACAAUGGCAGAGCUGGAGCGCAUCCUGGACAACAAGCCAGCGAGGCCACCCAUGGUGUCCACCCUGGCGCUUAGAUGACAAUCAAUGUGCCCCCCCGGGGGACCCGGAGGGGGCGCUGAUGGCUCGCCCAAGGACGAGGACGCCGACCAUCAGCAACUCAGCAGUCAGGCUCAGAAGCUGCCCUUCUGCACCAUCCAGUGACCUCGGCUGACUCAGGAUGGCGGGGUGGGCGACCUGCUUCCGGUGCUCGCCGGCCCCGCCUCCGCCUCCGCCCCCGGCUACUCCUCCGUGCUGGGGGCUUCAGACCCCAGCGCCACCUACGGGGCCUAUCAGUACCAGCAUCAGCCCUACCACCACCACGGGUCCACCUCGUCGGCACCUGCCGGCUGCUGCGGAGGUGGAGUGGGGGGUGGCAGUGGCCGUGUCGGGGGUGGCUGCACCAGUGGCGCUGCUGAUGACGACGAGGACGAGACACUCCCACUGCUCUUUUCGUCGCUGUCCACUGACGCGGCCGUCGCAGCUGCUGCGGAGAGCUACGGUGCCUGCCUCAACGAGAGCUGGUGGGAAGAGACCAAUUGAGCAGCGAGGCUGACCGCCACAACACCGGCUACUCAGCUGUGGGUACUGUGAGACCUCGAGUGUGCCUUGAUUGAUCAUUGGGGGCCAGACUCUUGGUCCCAGCCUCCAUCACAUCAGCCACCCAGCUGUCGUUGUGUUCCCACAGAGCCGUACAGGCUCUGGAGUGGAGUGCCUUGGUUGAUCAUUGGAGACCAGAUUCGUGGUCGUGACCUAUCCUCCUCUUGUGAAGCACUGUUUGGUGCUUGUGAGUGUGUCUCCACAUCUAGCCAACCUUCUUUAAUGGACAACUGUGAUACCAUUGUGGAAAGCCUAUAAACAUUAACCUUUUGUGCCAGCGACCCAGAAGUGCUGCGUCACAUUCAAUCGCUGGAGGUGACAUCUCACAGAAUGUCCGCACCAUCAGUUCCUCGGAGGACAAGUACAGUCACUUACCUCAGCACUGUAUAUAUGCCUACAAAUUUACCGGAUUUGUUUGGAAGAUAUGUGAAAAUCGUUAGUGAUUUUCAGAAACCCUACAAGGAAACUACACAUUGUGUGACAUAAACACUGUGUUAUCUUAUCUGUCACGUAGUACAUCAAUUUUUCUGUGCCGCGGGGUUUUGUGAUUCAUCUGGCAGUAUGCUUAUUGGAAAUUUCCAGCACUUUCCAGCGUAAACCCACUAAUUUCUACCACUUUAACUUUGCAACACUACAUGUGUCACCACACACAGAUAAACACAGAUGCACUUGCAAAACAAAGGCAACUCCCAACAGAAUUAUCAGCUUUCUGACAUUCUAAAUUAAGUUCUCCGUGACAUAAGAGUCUUCACUCAAUUGGCAGGAUCAAUUUCCUGUAAACCUAGUAAUUUCUACAUUUUUAAGAUACCUGAGACUCCUGUAAUCUCAUAACAGCAUCUCAAACUCCAUAAUCUGAUGUGCAGGGAUACAUUUUCACAUGGAAGUAAACAUCCAGCAGCAUUAUUCAAUCUGUGGUACACUUCAUCAGUUCCUUUAUAUCACGGACAUUCUUGAUUCAACUUGCAAUAUCUUUUUGAAAAUUCAUGAGCUUUGUUGACAGUGCAGAUCCGUAAAUUUCUAGUUUUUUAUGGAUAUCUGGAAUUCCUGUAAUCUUAUAAACUUAUAUGAAAAUCUGUGCCUAGGUGUGUGUGGAUAAAUUGCUUUAAUGCGUGUGACAUCCUGUAUCCAUUCCUCUGUCCCGUGGGCUUUCCUAACUCUACUGGCAGUAUCAUCUUGAACAUAUACUCUAUUCUGCAGUGCAAACAUGGAAUUUAUGUUCUUUUAUAGAUUUCUGAAAAUCCUGUAACCAUACAACUUUGCAUGAAGUACCACACUUAGAUGUGCAGGGCCACAUUUGCAGGAGAAACGAAACAUCCAAGAAAACUAUCUAGGAUGUGUUAUCUUACAUCAGUUACCCUGAAUCAUGGACAUACUCAAUUCAACUGGCAGUAUAAUUAUAGUACAGAUCUUUUAUUUUCAAAAGUCCUGUACACUAUAGCUCUUCAUUCAUACUAUAUAUAACUCUACAUAUAUAAUCAAGUGUGAGCAGAUGCAUCUCCUUGCCAAAUGGAAGCCCAAAAACUUUUAAAUGUGACACACACUAUAUAAUGUCUCCAUGUAAGGACUUGUGAAGGACAUGCUUUACUACCAAAGACAUUUGCCGAGAUGCCCUAGAGAUUUCUGACACAAGCAGUGAUCCUUACCUUCUUGACAAUAUUAUCAAAAACAGGAAGUUCUGUGAGCUGCAUUUCUGGUUUAUGAGUCUGCUUCCAUUGUAUUAGACUUUCAAAGCAGAUGCUGCGACAGGAAAUAUUGCUGAGCUACCUAACAACACAUGGUGACAGAAUCAAGAUCAGUGUAAAGAUCGCACAUGUAACUUUUAUAGUUUAUCAGUAUUUCUACAUUAGUCCAGAUUUUCAAGAGUGAAAUGUAAAGUAAAAUUAACCUGUCUAGAGUGGGAAACCUUCUGACAGCAUUUAUGUAUAUGUAUGUGUGUUUGUGUGUGUGUGUUUACAUCUUUACAUCUCUCCCAUGGAGAAAAGCCUUCAACUACAGUAGUUGGCCUCAGAGGUAUCAAAGUGAUACAGGUCAAUGUAUAAACGAUUGUCUUUCUGUCCAAGACUGUAGCAGCAUAGCGCCCAUGGAUAUUUCCUCUCGUUUUUCUGAGAACUGGUGACCCAGUUUCUGGUGGAAACACUUCUGAUCUGAUGUCUUGCAAGCACAGAUUGCCAUUGGAAGUUAUUACAGGUCUCUCAUGUAUACAAUUUAAUACUGAGCUAAAUUGUUUACACAGGUAGCCAACUGCAGAAACCAGCUGUAUGACUUUCGUUCAUUCUGUAAUCUUCAUAGAUAAUAAAAAAAACAUUUCUACAUCUUGAAUAGAUAAAACAGCAUCACAAAAUGCAUGAAACUUCCCAGUACCUACGUUAGAUGUACUUGAUGAAGUAUUAAAUUACCUUGGAUUGCAUAAUGUAUUCUGAUUGCACAGAUGAAUUAGUUAUUCUGAACUUUGAUUUGACAGCAACAUGAAUAUUUUUGUUUGGGUUACUGGAAACGAGUAAUAUAUAACUGUAUUUAUUUUCUGAUUCAUUACAAAUAUUUGCCAUCUUUCAGGAGUCAGAUCCAAUAUCAUAAGGAAUAUUGAACACCCUACAGUUUCUUCCCUGGUAACAACAAUAACGUUAUCUCAAAUUCUUCUCUUACCAUUUACAUUGUCUUUUCCCUUUAAAUAUUUAUAUCUUAUGGGACAAUCUGCAAGUAUAGUGAAGAUAAUGGCAAAAUAUUGGAAAGUAUCAAAAGACAUCCACAAAGAGGGAAAGUUGAUAAUUAGUAAUUUUGAUCUACAAGUGAAUACCUCACAUCCAGAACUCAAUAAGACGUAUGGAAAAGCAUCAAUUUAUCAUGUCCAGAAAUAUGAAAGUCUAGUCAGAUGACUGUGUAGGCAGCAAACACAUUUUAAUUUGGAAGCAUGUACCAUACAACAGUCUUACUUCACAUACACACACAUAUGCUAACUGACAUGAAGAAAGUUCUGUUUGGUCUCAGUCGUCAUUUACAAUAAAUAACAACUUCAAUAAAUUAAAACAUUUCAUGAUACUGUUUUUCUUCUGUUGUCAAUAUUCUUUACCAGUACUAUAACUUGAACUAUAAAAACUUAAAGUCCAUUAAAUGCCAUAUAUGUGGAGACCAAUUUCUUUCUGUUAUACAUCACCCUUAAAGCUUUGUGUUACUAACAUUUCUAAAAUCAGUCAUAAAAUAAAUCAUUGAUAAAUUCAUGUAAAAAAGCUGUCAGAUAUUAAAAUUAUGAAACAUAUUAGGAAAUACUACUGCACUUGCAGAUAGGCCCACAGAAUAGUAUUUUUACACUUUAUUUCCUUGGUAUAAAGUGACUCACAACUGCUUGUUAUAACAGCAUAUCUUGUAAGAAAUCAUUCAAUUUUUCAUAGAAGAUGUACUGGCAUCCACAGGGCAGGUUGUUCAAGCUCUGGCCAGAAAACGUCCAAGCAGACUGGUCCAAAAAGUACUACUUGUUUCUGUUAACUCUGCAUCAUCAGUAACGAUUUUUUACAUUUUUUAAAAAAUUAGAAGUAUUGUAAUUUUCCAGUUGUGUACAAAUUCUAUGGAACAUAUAUUGGUGAGAAGAAAGAAAAUUAGCCUUGUAUUUAUGGUGUUUGAAUUCUCGAUGUUGCACUUUAAGAACUGUGAUCCUCAAUCCAUGAGAUUAACCAGCACUAUAGUUGAAUUGAAGUCACAACCUGAGCCAUUUAUCUGUAAAUACACUUCCUUCUUAAACGGAAAACACCCAACUCUCAAAAUGCGUGUAUCAUGAGGAUCAAUCCAGCAACAUGAAAAGACAAUGACUUGUCCACAGAGUUACUUGUUUUAACGAUUUCAUAGAGGACUGAUAUCAGGACAGUUUUAUUGAGUUACUUGUUGUUACAACCAAGAAUAAUCGGGUUGGUACAUAUCGGUCACCUGCUGUUCUCCAUAUUCUCAUGCCCCACAAACAUUAUACUUAUCUAAGCCCAUUAUAUCUCAACAACAUACAUUUUAUUUCAUUGCAUUAAAACUGUCUCAACAGUGUGUUAAGGCUUUGGCAUUGUUGUUAAAAGCACUGCAUUGCAUUUAUUCAUUGAAUAUAUCCAUUGGUGGCUGUUGGAUUCUGUGAAGCAAGUUCGUGAUAUAUGGAAUUUCCUUACAAGAAACAGCUGACAGGACUCUGAAGAACAUAAAUUCACAGGCAUGCAUCACACUCUGUGGAGUAAAUGUAUAAAUAAAAGAAAAAGCCUCUCACAAGUUAUUGUUGAAUGAGAAAGAUUCAAAUAAGGGAAACAAAAGAGGAAAAAAAUCAGUUCCAGCAAGUUGCAGAUAUACAUAAGAGAUCUUUCACUGGUAAUGGGAAAUAAAUACCAUCAAUCUGUGUUACUGUAUGAAGAAACACCAGGCAAAAAUUAUUUAGUCAGAUGUCCAAAGAUGCUGUUAAAAUUCUUGUUAUUUUUCCUUAUAAUAAUUUCUUGCCUUUUCUCAAUAUGCAUGCGUGCCUCUCCCUCUUAAAAAACAUUCAGUUGAGAUGUCGAACAAUUAUUGAAAAACAGAAGAGCCCAAAAUGAUUGUAGUGUAAAGCCACUUGACCUUACACAAUUUUAAGCAGUCACUCAGUAAUUGAAUUGAAGAUGUAAAAAUAACAAAAUUAUGACAUAAUUUUCUUCUUGUGUACAUGAAUUUGCACUUAGUUCUUAAUACACAAAACACAUGGCUAUAAUCCCUAAAACUGCAUUAUUUGAAGAUUUUAUCUUUUAUGUCCCUGAAGAAUAAUAUAAUUUCAAUCAACACCAAAUUUUGUUUUCAACAGCCACUUUUGCUCAGUUGAGUGUAUGUGCCAAAGCAUCAUACAUCAUUAUUGCAAUACACAUCAUUUUUUGCAUUCCAUAUUUUCCAUAUGGGCUUGUACUUUUCCUCUAAUACCACUUAUAUUCACUAUUUGUAUAUGUGUGGUACUGAAAAUCAGUAUACAGUCCAUAUAUUGUAAUCAAAGAGUGAAUUAUUAAUUAAUUCUUUUGAAAGCUAAAACUUGCUCAAGCUCUUUCUUUCUAAUAUUUUUCUUAAUCAUAUCUAUAUUAUUUCAGUACUUUCAGUGAUUAAACAGCCUUAAAGAGUAACUAGAAAAUCAUUUCCAUACUAUAUUAUCCAAUAUUACUGCUUCUAAAGAACAAUCCUGCUGCAGAAAGAUACUGCCUGCAGAUUUUUCUAUGAAUUUGUUUAAACUUCUGCUCUGACUAAUGUAAAAUAUUUUAAUCAAGUACUUUUUCCUUCCAAACUUUUCUAGUGCUGAGAAUACAAUUGGCAUAUUUCUGCCUUUGAUAAAUCGCAAUGGUAUGUGUGGCCUGUGGACUUUAUGUCAAGGGCAACAAAAAAUAUUUCAAACAGAAUUAAAACUUCACUCACAAUUCAUUGUUUUUAACAAUAACAAACAACAUUCAUUGCUGUCAGAAGAUCCCACCCAUUCUGGAAAUGUGACAUUAAAUAAAUAAGUCUUUUGUAGCUUGUGUAGUUGUUUGUUGAUGUAGGAGUGAGAAGAUUGAGGCUAAAUUAAAAGGGCACUGUGUAGAAUAAUUGAUAUAGCUAGGAAAUUAUGGCAUCUCAUCUGUCAUUGGAAUCAGAGAUGUUUUUGCACUAUGAAAGAAAUAUUUGCGAAAUGCAAGUUGAAGUUAUGGAAAAAAGGCAUAACUCAGCUAGUAUUCUAUUAGAAAGUAACAAUAAAUAUGUAUGCUGGAGACAAAUAUGUAGAAGUGUAUUUCAGGUCAUUUCCAGCAAGAAACUUAUAACUUCAGACUACCAUCAAUUUAAUUUUUAAUUGCAAAUUGUUCUGCCUCUUUGAUACAAAAAGCUACUUUGCAGUUGAUACCAUUCAAGACAACUAUGCAGUUUAUAUAAACUUCAAAUUAAGCUGCUAAUUCUAGCACUGCCAAAAUUGUUAAAUAUAAUUACAAUGCAGAAACUGCUAACUUAUUUUGUAUAAAUGGCAACUCGCUUGCAACAACAAUUCAGUGCCUGCUUGAAAACCCAGGUGACAAUGACACAAAGGAUUAGUGUUGCUGUUUUUUCUUAAAAGUAUUCAAUUUGGAAAUGAGAUGUGACAUUACCUUUGCACAUUACUUUUCCAAUAACGAAAAAUUAAACAUUUACUGUCAUACUAAUGUAACCUAUUGCCAUCUGUCUACCUUAUAAUGCUGUGUAGUUCAUGUUUGUAUCUAGUUUAUGGAAUGUUUUUACCAUGUGGUUGUUAAAAUAUUUUAAAGAAAGGAUCUUUUGACAAACAUUCUGAUGACGUGAAGAAAUUUAUCAAUAACAGACUUCCAGGUGUUGUGCUUUCAAUUUCCAACAUAAUUGUGAUAUUUAUGAUAUUAUCAACCAUUUUGGAAAUGUAUUAACUGCGUUCCAGAGAUGUUGAAUGGGACUGUCUUUAUGAUAUUAGUGACUGCAUAAAAAAGAGCAUAUCGUGUUUUCUUAAAAAAAGCUCUUUUAGAAAUUUCUGCCUAAAACAAGUACAAUAAGAUGAACUAAAAUGUAAAUGCUACAGUUUUUGUGAAGUGAAGAUAAUAUGAGAGGAGAAAACCCGAUACAACAUGAAAAUAUUUCAUGAUAACAACUAUAGCCAAUAUUUACAAGCCUUAGAACUUCUUCCUUUAAUAAUAUCAUGUUGGUACUCAGAAAAGCAUUUCGUCCUUUUUCAUGCUUCGAAAGUUUAACUCAAACGGUUGUGUGAUGGGGUUUUAAUAAUGUUUAAGGGGAAGAAAUUUAACGCACUUUACUUUUUACACAUCCUAUUUUAAUCAAUUUGAUACAUAUGGUCUGCGACUUUAUUUGUCGCAGUAAUGUUUUUGUGGCAUAGUUUGUUCUUUGUUACAAAUGUAACAAAUCAUUUUUCACUGUGAUAAUGCACAUUGUUUGAUUUUUCCUAGAGUCUAUUGUAUGUUAUUGUUAAAAUAUUGUAUAAUCUUUUUCCUUGUUGAUAUUAUUAUUGUUAAGAUAUUCUGCAAGAAUUAGUACCGCUAGAAAUAUAUCAUUGCUCACAUGUUUUGGUGGGUUUUCCAGGUAUUAAAACUACUAUAGCGUAGUGUGUGUAUGGGAUGGUGAGUGUGCACAUUGACUGAGUUACCUUGCUGAUUGACUGAGAGUAAUUUUUUUCAAGUUAAUAACAAUAAUGGGGUCUUUGCAGUGUCUUGUACAUUUUCCCUAUGAAUCAGUGCUUUGUUUAUAGAUUUAAAUGAUUGCAUAGUGCAUGAAAGGGCAACAUCUUUGCAUACAUAAUGAAAAUAGUGAAAAUUGUCUUUUCCAAGUUACACAUGAAAUGUGAGUCUGUUGUUUGAAGUUAAUGCAAACAGUUCCUAAUGCAAAAAAAAAAUGUUGUCUAGGGAGAUCAUAAUUUUGUUGCCAAUACAAAUAAGAUAAUUAGGAAUAUACUUUAUAAGUAAUUCUCUAUGCAAGUUUCCUGCAUACAAUCUGUUUUCACAUAAAGAAGAACAAUUAAAGAUAAUUACUGUUGCAGGUUGUUUCUAUCAUAGUUCAGUACAGUAUUCAUUAUUUUAUAGAAGACAGACAGCACAUAUUAUUUUCAUAAUUUACUGGCAGGUUUUUUGCAGUUGCUUCCAUUUUGCAAUAUCAAGCUUAACUUACAAUACGUUUGUCUGGAACUAAUAUCUAAUCAACGUUUAAAAAAACUGAGAUUUACUCCAACCUAGAUAUUUUGAUUUUCUUUGAACACAGACUCACGUUUUCAAUAUAUUACACCAAAAAAGUUUUUAAAAGUAUUUUAGAAACUGUGCUUUAUUCUUAGAACAAAAUAGAACACCUAUGGCGUUCUCUUUGCUUGAGAAUGGAUAGAUGUCAAACUGUACUGCCACACUUAUUUAGAAGUGUGUCUCAAUAUUACACCAUAUGAUUAAGAUUGACUAUUUCUCUAAUGCUGUAGGCAUUACUUCCGAGUAAAGAUAUACCUUUGCGUCUGUAUUGGGAAAUAGUCUGUAACAGGAAGUCUUUCCCUGUAAUCACGUGGCUUGUGCCAGUGUCUUAAACAUCAAACAAUUAAGUACAAUUUUAUAAUAUAAUUUUUUAAAUUGUUUAUCAUUGUACUGGUAUUUUAUAGGUGAACUACUUACCAAAGUGUACAGCAGCUAGCAACUAUGCUUUUAAAAAUUACUUCCUUUUAGUUUUUAUACAAGAGGUGAUGAAAUAAAAGUACUCAAGAUCCUAAAGGUUUUGAUCCAAAGCCAGUAAAACUUUUAUUUUAGGUAUUGCAUGUAAAAAUGUUCAUGUGCUAUAUACUACAAAUUACCUGCAAUUCCUGGAAAUUAGAUAAUUAGUAACUAAUUUGCAUUGAACUGUCACAUGUAUGAACACUUUCUAUUCAUCGACAAAUCAUUUGUAAAAUAAAUAAUUUAAGCACAUUGAAAACUUUCUAUCUUCCUCCUGAAAUUUUGUAACACUUGGCAACCAAAAUAUGUUUGUGAGCAUUAAAAUUGAAAUUCCAGAAGAUGUGGGGUGUAUGGAUAGGCAGUGCAGACACCUUCAAGUGUUUUACUAUUCAAAGGUUUUCCUAUAUUCAGAUUUCAGCUUUUAAGUCAUACUACAACUCAAACCGAUUAUUUUGUGUAGUCAAGGAGGAAAAAUAAAAUACAUUGAUUUAUAGUCAAGGAGGAAAAAAUAAAAUUUCAGCAGCAAGUUUACAAGAUUCAUUGUACAAUUGCAGUUAUUUUUUCAAAUGUAAAAGUAUUUCAGAUUUAUAGAAUUGUUAUUUCAAUCUCAUCACCUAAAUUUUUCCUAUAUUCUAUGUUUAUGAAAUUUGGUAAUUGUUACUUUGGUGAUUGUAAAAAACUACUGUGUGUAAUUUACAUACAGACUGGCUAAUUUGUGAUAAUGACAUAAGAUAAAAAUUCUUUGCACUCUAUUACAGUUUAUUUAUUCCUAUAUCUCAAGAAUUUUAUAAUUUUCUCCUGUGUAAACGUCAUAUACUCUCACACACGCUUCUAAAUCAUUACUUGGAUAGAUUAUCCUCUUUAUAAGUAAUUUAUCUAAUUUUCUUCCUUUUCUCUAUGUACUUGCAUUGCAAACUGUAUGUAGGAAUGAUAACUGAAUAUCUGAAAAAGGGGUGUGUCUUUCUGAAAUGUUUAAAAAUUUAUUUACAUCUGGUUUUAUAUUUCAAGUGAAUAAAUUUGCAUUACUAACAACUUCAACACCUUAAUAAAGCUCUGUGCCAAUCAGUGUCUCAUAGUUA
Schistocerca nitens (vagrant locust) is the source of this 10966-nucleotide messenger RNA. It is a transcript of the gene Hk, whose product is annotated as voltage-gated potassium channel subunit beta-2. The record is from RefSeq and is a predicted model, not a curated record. Gene Ontology annotation, molecular function: potassium channel regulator activity; voltage-gated potassium channel activity; transmembrane transporter binding. Gene Ontology annotation, cellular component: voltage-gated potassium channel complex; cytoplasm. The transcript is spliced from 10 exons. Bases 1 to 1194 code for a protein of 397 amino acids. NCBI's taxonomy places the organism in Eukaryota, Metazoa, Arthropoda, Insecta, Orthoptera, Acrididae. Gene Ontology annotation, biological process: potassium ion transport; regulation of potassium ion transmembrane transport.